CAUCCUGCCAUCGUUGCUUAUUAAGGUGGUGAGUGUGGAAACUGUUGGUGACAUCCAAAAGCCACAGAAUAGAAAGAAAAAAACAAAGGAUUAGAAAAGGAGGUUUGUCAAAAUUUCUCUGCCUUUCUGUGACUCUUUCAAUUGGGAACCCCAGAUAAGUGAUCUUUGUGAAAUGGCCGAGGAGAAGUGUUUCAUUGCCAAAGAUGUUACAGAAUUAAUUGGGAAAACACCAUUAGUAUAUCUGAACAAUGUGGUAGAUGGCUGUGUGGCUCGUAUUGCUGCAAAGCUUGAAAUGAUGGAGCCUUGCUCUAGUGUCAAGGACAGGAUCGGGUACAGUAUGAUCACAGAUGCAGAAGAGAAGGGCCUCAUUACGCCAGGGGAGAGUGUCCUCAUUGAGCCUACCAGUGGUAAUACUGGCAUAGGGUUGGCAUUUAUGGCGGCAGCUAAGGGUUAUAAGCUCAUCAUUACAAUGCCUGCUUCGAUGAGUCUUGAGAGAAGAAUAAUUCUCCGAGCUUUUGGGGCUGAAUUGGUUCUCACAGAUCCAGCCAAGGGCAUGAAGGGGGCUGUUCAGAAAGCUGAAGAGAUACUGGCAAAGACACCUAAUUCCUAUAUUCUUCAGCAAUUUGAAAACCCUGCCAAUCCGAAGAUUCAUUAUGAAACCACUGGACCUGAGAUCUGGAGAGGCACUGGUGGGAAAGUUGAUGCUUUUGUCUCUGGGAUAGGGACUGGAGGUACCAUAACAGGUGCAGGGAAGUUCCUCAAAGAGCAAAAUUCUGACAUUAAGCUGUAUGGUGUAGAACCUGUGGAAAGUGCAGUACUGUCUGGAGGAAAACCUGGCCCGCAUAAGAUCCAAGGAAUUGGCGCUGGUUUCAUCCCUGGAGUUUUAGAUGUCAAUUUGCUUGAUGAAGUUGUUCAAGUUUCAAGUGAAGAAGCUAUUGAAACUGCCAAGCUUCUUGCAUUGAAAGAAGGUUUGCUGGUUGGGAUAUCAUCUGGUGGUGCUGCAGCUGCUGCAAUAAAGUUAGCAAAGAGGCCAGAAAAUGCUGGGAAACUCAUUGUUGUGAUUUUCCCAAGCUUUGGAGAGCGUUAUCUGUCCUCGGUGUUGUUCGAUUCUGUGAAGCGGGAGGCAGAGAAUAUGCUGUUUGAACCCUGAGGGAGCUCCCUGGCCUCUACCAAGUGCUGUACCCCUUUCUUGCUGAGUAGUUUGAAAUUUACGUUGUGGAGUGGAUAGCAUGGUGUUUCCAAGUUGCAAAUUGGUUGUUGUCUGGGUGUUUCUUUGCUUCUCUCUAUAGGAAUCUAAAUAAUAAAUAAGCUUUGCUGGUAGUUGUAUUAAGAAGACUAUGCAAUCUGAAUCCGUAACUGGUAUUGGAAUGAUGAGAUAAAAGCUUGAUAUAUCAAUGAAUGAAAGAACAGCAGUCUGCUUUUUUCUCCUAA
Vitis riparia (riverbank grape) is the source of this 1431-nucleotide messenger RNA. RefSeq names its product cysteine synthase. Gene Ontology annotation, cellular component: cytoplasm. The transcript is spliced from 11 exons. Lineage: Eukaryota; Viridiplantae; Streptophyta; Magnoliopsida; Vitales; Vitaceae. The record is from RefSeq and is a predicted model, not a curated record. Gene Ontology annotation, molecular function: cysteine synthase activity. The coding region runs from base 173 to 1150 and encodes 325 amino acids.